Messenger RNA from Symbiodinium sp. CCMP2592, 300 nucleotides. The record is from the annotation of a GenBank genome assembly. Lineage: Eukaryota; Dinophyceae; Suessiales; Symbiodiniaceae.
AUGAGCAGCUUCAACUUCCUGGACGACGAGGUGAGCGAGGUGGAGAAAGUGAACAAGGACCUGGCAACUUUGGACCGUGGGGCGAAGAAAGCACCCCCCGCACAAUGGAGCGCCGCCCGCACAAAGAGCACUUUUGAGGAGCAGAGCAUCGUCGGUGACCGCGCCGGCGCCCAGGGCGGCGGUGGCGGAGGAGGCGGCCCGUCCCUUCCUUUCCGCAUUCGUGAGGUGAAGCUUUUCCCUCGGUCGAUUGGGGCAGAGCCCGUCUUCAGCGUCGCAAAGCCACGUUUGCUCGACUCGUGA